This is a messenger RNA of Meleagris gallopavo (turkey), 4559 nucleotides long. The record is from RefSeq and is a predicted model, not a curated record. NCBI's taxonomy places the organism in Eukaryota, Metazoa, Chordata, Aves, Galliformes, Phasianidae.
CGGUGGCUGCAGGCAGAGAGACCUCGGGAAACAUCUGAGUGCCUGCCGCUCUUUAUUUCUCCCGGCGGGAUCCAGUAAAAAAUCCUGUAGGAAAUAUCUGAGGCUUCCCGCUGGACAGAGAAAUGCUUUCUGCCCUGAAACGCGUUUGAAGCGGACAGGCUUUGAUUUUUUUCCCCCUUCCUCCCGUUUUCCGCUUUGUUUUGUAGGUCACUCUUCUGCCUUUCCCCCGGUGCCGGGAUCCGGCCCGCAAAGCGCCUUCUGCGUGCUGAACUUCGUGCCGGGAGCUGAGUCCCGCGCGUCACCCCGCUUUCGGCAGCGCCCGUCCCGCCCGGCACUUCCAGGCUCGGAUGCCCCGGGGGGUGCGGCACAACCGCAUCUCCUGCAUGGAACUCCGAGCGGGCCCGGGCGCUGCAUCCCGCCUGGCACGGGGACGGAGGGCCGGGACGGGGGCCAGCACGCCUCGUUGCUCCGUUUCCCGUCCUCCCUCUCCUGUCUCUCCCUCCAGAAACUCGCCUUGUACUCCAAAAUGCAAGAAGCCCCGGAGAGCGGCAGCAGCGCCGGCGCGAGCAGCUCCUUCUCCAGCCACCCCGCCGCCAGCAUCAAGGAGGAGGAGUGCAGCCCCGAGAAGGAGAGGCCCCCCGAGGCUGAGUACAUCAGCUCCCGGUGCGUCCUCUUCACCUACUUCCAGGGGGACAUCAGCGCCGUGGUGGACGAGCACUUCAGCCGGGCGCUCAGCCAGCCCAGCAGCUUCUCGCUCGGCAGCGCCAAGGCGUCUCGGAACGCCGGCUCCUGGCGGGAUGGCUCCUUCCCGAUGAGCCAGCGCAGCUUCCCCCCAUCCUUCUGGAACAGCACCUACCAGCCCUCCUCGGUCCCCGUCACCCUUAGCAGCCCCCUGGCUGCCCACAGCGAGCUGCCCUUCACUACUGCGGACCCCUAUGCCCCAGCCUCCCUGCACGGCCACCUGCACCAGGGUGGUCCUGAGGCCUGGCAUCACGCCCACCACCACCACCACCACCAUCCCUACCUCGGGACGCAGAGCACGGCCUACCCCCGCCCCGCAGCCAUGCACGAGGUCUACGGUCCUCAUUUUGACCCUCGCUAUGGCUCCCUGCUGGUGCCCACCGCCUCCGUCCGCCCCCACCGCCUCACCCCUGCCACCGUGCCCACACCAGUCAGCCCACCCUGCGAGCUGGGCAAGGGCGAGGCGGGCCCUGCUGCUGCCUGGACGACACCGGGACCCUUCCCCAAUGCGGCGGGAGAUGUGGCACAGAGUCUUGGCCUCAACGUGGACGCAGGUUUGCAGCCUCAGGACAAAAGCAAGGAUCUGUACUGGUUUUAGAGCUGUCCUUCACUCUUCCUCCCCCGGCUCUCCCCUGUAGAUCUCUGCCUCUAGGCAUGGUGGCAUUCAGAGCUGAAGUCGGGUCAGUUUGUAACAGCUUCUGGUCUUGGUUUGCAGCUCGGCGUUACUCCUUCUGUGGUGGAUCCCUUCUGAGCUGACGAGCUGACUCAGAGCCUCCCAGACCCCCUUGCCCUUUUCCAAGCUUACCAUGGCCCUGCAGCCUGGGGACAGACAACGGGACUUAAAACAACCUGGCUUUGCAAGGAUGAACCUUUAGACUUAUUUUGGAGAGGAAAACCCUUCUGUUGAGAGAGGAGAGCCAAAGACCAUGAACUAUUUAAACAAACUCCACAGCCAGAACUGCAAUCGGACUAUUAUAAAAGAGUCAAAUGACAUCACGAACAGUGAUGCAAAACCACUGGCCUUCUUACAAGAGACAGAGGAAAUCAUGAUUAUUUCAGUGGUGUGAAUAUUUUUUUAUGGCAGUGAAAAUUACUUCUUGAUUUCAACAUGGGAAAAACUAUUUAGCAGUUUUGAACUGGAUUCUUACUUUACAUUGCAGAAAAGUAGGAGAAGGAAAGGAGAAGAAACUGGAACUCACUAACAUUUUUGGACUACUGAGGAGCUAGUCAGAUUUUUCAGCACUGUGGUUAUGAGUGGCAAGCGUCUAGCUUGGGCCACCUGCCUUGGGCUUACAGAAGUGCAGCUGUUCCACAGACAACUGUUCAAACUCCAGAAAUAUGAAAACCAAGGUGGCACUUGUCAGAAUUUGACAUAACAUUUGCAUUGAAUAUGUAAUGGUUGUUUGUUUUCUUUUUUUUUUCUUUAUACAAGAAGUACAAGACCUUUGUACGGUGAAAACAAAACCCUCUUAAAGAAGGGGGAGAAAGGAAACCCAGGAAAAACUGCUCGCCCUCAACCUGAUGGCCUUUAAGGGGAACACCAGAAGGAAAAGCACAUGUGGGACAAUAGGUCUGGGUUGCCUCUAACGCUUCCCUUUGUCUACUUGUUGCUGUCAUUUUGUCACUUUAAUAAUUGUCUUGUUUUGGUUUGAAAGGGGGAAUAAGAUAUCUAUUUAACAGUAGGAAAACUGCAUUAAAGGUAUUCCUUCUUUCACCCUCUGUGCUUUUGUAGGGAAUUAAAAUUAAAAAAAGAGAAAUGAGGCAGAUUAGAAACUUCAGGAUGAAAAAGGAGAAAAUAAAUACCUGUAGUGUGGAUGGAGUGAGUUAUUUUACUAGUCUGCAUUAAAGCUAACUAGAAAUCCUAGCAGUUGAAAAUAUAUUCUUAAUGAGUAGAAAAUAUGGUGAUAAGUACAAAAGACAAGAUUAUGCAAUGUUGUGGCAAUGCUGCUCUUAGCGUAGGAUUUCUCUGUAGGAUAGGCUGCAGAAAGGGUGGACCCCAUAGUAAGGGGCGUUUCUUCAUGAAGUUGAUAGAACAAGAAAGUAUAUUUUGCAGUGUGCUAUUCUGCACUGGUACAUUAAAAUGUUAUUAUAAAGGGUCGAAUGACUAAUUAAACAGUGCAGAAACAGCAAGUUCACCCUGUGCUUGCAAGCUGACACUUUUACAGGCAAAGCAUUAGAUUCAACUCUACAGUGUUCCAUGUUGUUCUGUCUAUUCUUAAUGAAACGUCUUUGAAGGCAGACAAAGUUCAGUGCAUGUGAGAGUCCUGACAUCAUCCGUCUGACACCAGAAGAAGCAGUAGAAAACAGACUUUUUGCCGUGAUAGGAUAUUUUACAUUCUGAGACUUUGGCAAAAUGUUCACUGUGUUGGAAAUGGAGAACUUGUUGUUCCAAGUUCCAUCUCAACUAGAAUUACAUUUAUGGGGAAGAACAGGAACAUUAACAGCAAGAAAAUAAUAAAGUAGUGAGAAUAAAUAUUGUGAGAAGCUGGCAAGGAGCUGCAUUGAAAUAAAAAGAGGGCAGAACAUCUCCAGUCAGAGCUGGGUAAAGGGCAGGAGACGGCUUGUGGUGGUGCUUCAGCUGGACAAACCCACAGGCAUUUCAUCACAGCCCUCGGCUAGCUGGCAGGCUGGAAAGGGCAAGCAAACAGCUCCAGAUCUUGUAGUGCUGGUUAAACCAGAAGUGUUCUAAGUCUACUAUCAUGAAGGAAGACAGCAGUACUUAGCAAGAGAAAAAUAACUAAAAACGGCUUUUAACUUUAUUGCUGCAGAGGCUUGAAGAUGGCAAGGCCAUUCUGUGAACAGUCACCUGCAUUUUCUUUAGCCUGUUUUUAAAGUUAAAGGUUUUUUUUCCUGUCCUUUUUUUUUUUUUUUAAAGUUCAAUUUUGCUCUUGUGUAAACAGCGCUUCAGUGCAAUUGUUUCCUUUUUUUCUUUCAUUUUUGCCCCUCUUCUAAUGAGGAGGACUGGGCAAUACAGCCCAGAUAUGUUUGGAUGCAUUCAUGUAAGCAGUCAUUCACUGCAAUGACAUUUACAGUUCAUUUUGACUGGGAGCAUUUCCAACCAUGAGGAUUUAUGCAUUGAAUACACGACUAUUGCUAUUGAUGCUUGCUCUCCAGAUAACAUAUUUUUAUUGUUGUACUGUGGAAUUACCUAAACACCAAAGUCAAGUCUUUGGCUUAUGGUGUUAGGCGCUAUGCAAACCACUUUUAGAAAGGCUCCCACUUCAGGUGUGCUGCAGUAUGAGGGUGUUUUGAUGAAAACUUGCGGCAGUAUUUUGCUCACUGGGUUGCCCUGACUGUGGGAGGUUGCUCACAGCACUGCCUCUGAGGUUUGGGAGUGAAGCUACACAGGGCUAGGGCUGCAGUUUGCAUUGUCAGAGCAGAAACUUCACCCCGAGCUUUAGGCUGCCCAGCACAGAGUGAGUGAGUCUCCUAAUGCAGUAGCAGUGUAAAUAAAACCUCAGUGCUAUUUCAUAAAUCUGUUUUAUUCUUCUUUGCAUCAUAGAAAAUUGGUUAAUCAGGAAUGUGCACAAGAAAUCUGUAAAUGCAAAAGAUAUGCUUUCUCUACAUUACAUGCAUCUUACAUGCCAUAUGCAGACCGCUAGGGUCUCCCUUCUGCCUGCAGUUUUGUACUGGCUACUGCUCUCUAGCCAUACUCAAGCAAACAGAUUAUUUCAAUGGUGACAUAAAAACAGACAUAACUUGUGACAGUUCAUGCGGGCUCUGAGGCAGGAGGCAAAGGACUCAGAGCUGUUGCAGAGCAGUGUUGAAGCAGGUGCAGGAACAAUCAGCCACAGAGUCUUCUUCAUUUUAACAAAAAU